ACAGAAGGUAUACAGAUCUUAAUGGCUAAUAUGUUUGAUUUUAUUAAACGUCUUAAUCCUUCUAAAGAGCAAUGGAGGAUAAAGGUUAGAGUAAUUAGGCUUCGGAAGCAGAAGAAUUUUUGGCAACCAAAACUGGGUGAUAAUAUUGAAAUGCUUCUUUUGGCCGAACAUGUGAUGGUGGGGAAAUUACAACAAUCGAUCUCCUUUUUGGCAUUUGAUGAUGAAUGUGUCAAAGGAAUCUACAUUGUAUUGAGUAAUGAUAUGUCUAAAGGUUACUUCAGUCAAAGACUCAAUUUUUACAUUUGACAGUUCGAGCUUCUCAUUCUACUGAUGAUAAGAACAAGAGAUGUUAGCACCAACUGCCCUCGAAUUUGAAGAAGCUAGACGAAUCAAAUUAGAGGAAAUGAUCUGUGCCUAUAAUCUAUGGGAUGAUCCUGCUAAAUCCAAUGAAAUUCAUGUCAAGUUAGCAGUAGUGCCAAAGUGGUUGAUACUCUCAAGGACCUAAAAUACAGGGUAUUUAUUUAU
Molecule: messenger RNA, 525 nt
Organism: Rubroshorea leprosula
Lineage: Eukaryota; Viridiplantae; Streptophyta; Magnoliopsida; Malvales; Dipterocarpaceae
Source: the annotation of a GenBank genome assembly